This is a messenger RNA of Mizuhopecten yessoensis (Yesso scallop), 824 nucleotides long. Its product is annotated as excitatory amino acid transporter 1-like. The record is from RefSeq and is a predicted model, not a curated record. Gene Ontology annotation, cellular component: plasma membrane. Gene Ontology annotation, biological process: L-glutamate transmembrane transport. NCBI's taxonomy places the organism in Eukaryota, Metazoa, Mollusca, Bivalvia, Pectinida, Pectinidae. The coding region runs from base 51 to 824 and encodes 257 amino acids. Gene Ontology annotation, molecular function: glutamate:sodium symporter activity; neutral L-amino acid transmembrane transporter activity; L-glutamate transmembrane transporter activity. The transcript is spliced from 5 exons.
UCAAUAGCAACAGUCAUCAUAAACUGAGACGGAGUACAGGAGUGUAUGAGAUGGCGACAUUAAAUAGACACAGAACUGGUAAUGCUGUAGCGAAAUUUAUACGGAGAAACCUGCUUGUUAUACUUAUACUUAUGUCAAUGCUAUUUGGAAUCGUACUCGGUUGUGUUUUGAGAACAACGGGGUCACUUGUGGACAGAAGAAAUCAUUUUUACCUCAAGUUCCCCGGGGACAUUAUGCUCAACACUCUACGGAUGGUGUCUGUGCCUCUUGUUGUCUCCAGUAUUGUCUCGUCCCUGGCCUCGUUAUCGAUGAAGACUUCAGGCAGUAUCGGACUGAAGGCUUUAAUCUACUACCUUGUAACCACAGUGUGUGCUGUCAUCACUGGCACCGUCGGCAUUGUUGUUAUUUCUAUUGGCAAGGAAGCAGCAGAACAACCGGGAAGAAUUUCUAAUAGCAUGAGCCAACUAGAUUCCGUUUUGGAUAUGAUGAGAAAUGCUCUUCCGGAUAAUCUGGUGAAAGCAACAUUUUCAAAGAAACAAACCGUGCUUUCUAAACACAAUGUGGAGAUCGUAAAUGAUACUGGGUCCGUCAUUUUCAACAACACAGAGGACAUUGCAGGACGAAAUUGGUCAAGUAGUUUUAUGGCUGUUGAGGUUCCGACGGUUAUAUCUGUCCCCGGUACCAACAUGCUUGGAUUAAUUGUAGUGUCCGUCUUCCUCGGAUGUGUUCUGUCUAGUAUGGAGGACAAAGCCAAACCUCUCGUGGACUUCUUUCAAUGUAUAUACCAGGCCAUGAUGCGGUUAAUCUUAAUAUUUAUUUGGUAA